This is a messenger RNA of Babesia bigemina, 2409 nucleotides long. RefSeq lists its product as hypothetical. NCBI's taxonomy places the organism in Eukaryota, Apicomplexa, Aconoidasida, Piroplasmida, Babesiidae. The record is from RefSeq and is a predicted model, not a curated record. The coding region runs from base 1 to 2409 and encodes 802 amino acids. The transcript has a single exon.
AUGAAGAACAACGCUGGUUAUGCCGCGAACGGUUUUCAGCGGUCUGCGCCGCCGCAGCGUCGCGGCCCCUACAGCUCCUCUGAGCUCCUCGCUGAGUCUGCGAGGCAGCAGGACUUCAACCCGAUUUCCAGCUCGCGGGAGAUGCGGAAAAUAAUGUACUACGAGCACAUGUUCUCCAAGCUGGACAGCCAGGACAAGAGCAAGAAGAGCACAAGCAGCAGCGCGCAGUCGUCCGCCGGGAGCUCCCUGGAGCACCGUAGCCGUGACGAGGGCGAGGUUUCCACGUCCUCGAAGGGCGCGUCUAAGAAUCCCAAGCAGGGAUCCGCCAGGAAGUCGUCCGCUCCCCCCGCCGCCGCGGACCACGGCUACGGAAUGUACAACACCCAGAAAACCGAGAGGGGCGAAAAGGCGUCGAAGGCAGAGGAUAGAGGCUCCGGGUCGCACCAGAUCCCCAUAGAACAGCCUGUAAAGCAGCAGCUGAUGAUCGCAAAACGGGAUGCCAUAUCCAUAAAAAUCAAGACCCAAAGCUACAAAGCGCCGUCAACUCAAGGCUCGCAGAGCGCAGAAUCGGUCCCCAAACACGAAACCGACCGCAAACCGUCCGCUGGCGGCGAGUCUGGCGUCGGCGUGGCGCGCAACCUUCUGAACGGGGUUGAGGAUGGUGCUUCGCAAUCCUCGUCGCCCGGCAUUCACAGCAUGACCGACAUCGCAGGGACGAAAAUAUCGAGGCUGCUUGGGAUCGACCAGAUUACAAACAGCUCCACGGGCCUGUCGGCCUCGCAGCGGCAGUGGCUGGUGCCGACGUUCGACUUGCGCCAAAGCGCUUCCAAGGAUGGCGAACGUAAGAGCCAGUCUACGGGUUUCGAUUCUGAAACGCGUAUGGUGUCGUCGCUCGACAGCUCGACGGAUGGUGAAUCGUCUAAGAAGGGCAGCGGCGAGGCGUCGGCCUUGCACGGCAGCCCCGGCAGCGCCCGCGAGUCUUCUGAAAUUAAGAUUCCGCGGGUGUCUUACCAAAAUGAUACCUAUACAACUCGCGUUCAGUUAAACGAUGAGUCUAGGCCGCGGCGAGUCAGCCGCUUCUCAGCGCCGCUGGUACCGGCCACUUCGCAUAGCGCCGAUGACACCAGGAUCCCGAGGCUAAAAUCGGAGUUCACGAAGGAUAUCCUGCCGUCGCUAAGCGCCGAGCUAAAACGCGACUCUUUGGAGGCGGCGGUUCAGGGCGGUAUCGACUUCCCGCCCGCGCCUGUGUACCGGCACAGCGGUUACCGUUUGCCGCAGGCGUUUCAGAUAAAGGCGGUGAUCCCGCCGGAUCCCGCGUCCGAGCGUGAGACUGCGCAGGCAUAUCCGGCGUCCCAGCCCAGCGACUCCGCUGCUGACACAAGCGUCACUGCGGAGCCCGCCGAGGAGGCGCCGCAGGCCGAGAAUGCCGCCGCCAGCAGCGAAUCGCACGAACCGCCCGCGUCGAAGGAAGAACCGGCGGAGGUAAAGCAGGAACCCGCUUCCCAGGAUGUACAACAGGGCUAUGAGUUGGAGGGCGAUCAAAUGGACAUUAUCGUGAACGAGGAGGACAUGGAGAUCGACGCCGUGAUGAAGGACGACGUGAUGGACUACGACCCCGUGGUGAAGGAGGACGAGGACGAGGAGUACAUCCCCGAUGUCUCUCUACCGGCUGUCGAGGCGACACCGAGCAAGAAAAGCACGCGGAGGAAGGUCAAGAAGAGGAAGGCCCCUACGCCAACGGUGACGCCUGCCGCGUCGACGCCGUUGAGUGACGCUGCUCCUCCUUCGGAAUCCGCGACCCCUGACAGCACCGUCGCCGAGGAGGUUUACCCCGAGCCUCCGCCGGUCUCCAGGGUCACCCGUACCCGUGCUUCCGCCAGGAACGCGGGCAGGCGCAGGAAGGGCGGUGCUAUCGCACAAGACCAGGACCCCGACGUUCAGCCGGCUGUGAAAACCCCACGUAACGCUUCAAGGUCGUCAGGUCGUUCGGGUUCCAGCGGCUCCAGGAGAAACGCGUCGGAGUCCGCUGGCUCCAAAUCGCAACACCACGGAGGCGGCCACCAUGCGGGCGGCAGCGCGGCCGACCGAUCGCAGAAGCCCGCCUACGCCGCUUCGCGCAUCGUCAGCGUGGAGGAGGCUGAGAAGAUCAUGGAGCUGUACCGUCAGCACAGCGCUGACCUGGAGAGGCUGAAGAAGCUGCUGCUCGCCGGCGACCUCGCGGGGUUCGGCCGGGAGGUCGCCGAGCAGGCGGAGAGUAGUCAGCCGAAGCGUACGUGCAUCCUGCACCCCAGGCUCAUCGUGGCGCGUCCGGUGGACCCGGCGCCUGCGCCCCCGAGGGAGCAGCCGCCGCAGAACCCGCUUGAGCUAUCGCUAAAAUACAGGCUACUGUCUAAGCUCAUGAACAAGUGA